Plasmodium gallinaceum is the source of this 3657-nucleotide messenger RNA. Its product is annotated as chromosome segregation protein, putative. Bases 1 to 3657 code for a protein of 1218 amino acids. The transcript is spliced from 2 exons. Gene Ontology annotation, molecular function: protein binding; ATP binding; ATP hydrolysis activity. The record is from RefSeq and is a predicted model, not a curated record. Gene Ontology annotation, biological process: chromosome organization. Gene Ontology annotation, cellular component: chromosome. NCBI's taxonomy places the organism in Eukaryota, Apicomplexa, Aconoidasida, Haemosporida, Plasmodiidae.
AUGCAUAUAGAAGAGAUAAUUUUAGAUGGGUUCAAAAGUUAUCCUACUAAAACAGUAAUAGGGCCAUUUCAUCCUCAAUUCAAUGCAAUAACUGGUUUAAAUGGAAGCGGUAAGUCUAAUGUUUUAGAUGCAAUAUGUUUUGUAAUGGGAAUUAACAAUCUAAAUUUAAUUCGAGUAAAUAGACUGGAUGAAUUAAUUUAUAAACAAGGUCAAGCUGGAAUAACAAAAGGAAGUGUUACCAUUAAAUUUAACAAUGAAGAAAAGCCUAGUCCUCUACAAGAACCAUAUAGAGAUAUGAAAAAUAUUACUAUCACUAGACAAAUAGUAUUAGGAGGAAGAAAUAGAUACCUUUUAAAUAGUCAUAAUGCAAAACCAAAAGAUAUAAGCGACUUUUUUCAAUCGUUAAAAUUAAAUAUUAAUAAUCCACAUUUUUUAAUUAUGCAAGGAAAAAUCACAAAAGUUAUUAACAUGAAACCCAUAGAACUUCUUGGUUUAAUUGAAGAAUCAAGUGGUACAAAACUUUAUGAAGUUAAAAGAACUAAUGCAAUUAAGUUAAUGAUAAAAAAGGAUCAGAAACUAAAUGAAAUAAAUAAAGUACUAGUAGAAGAAAUAGAGCCUACUCUAGUAAAAUUAAAAAAAGAAAAAGAAGAAUAUAACAAAUUUGUGAGUAAUAAUGAAGAAAUUGAAAAAUAUGAAAAAGUUGAAAUUGCAUAUAAAUAUUAUGUAGCUAAAAAUAUGAUGGAAAAAUGUCAAGAAAAAAUUGAAGAUUCUAAAAAUGAACAAAAAAAUUUAGAAAAAGAUAUAAAAGAUAUUGAAAAAGAAAUAAAUAAAUAUAAAAAAGAAAGGGAAAAAAUUGUUAGUGAAACUACUAUAGCAAAUGAACCUAUGAAGCUUCUUAUAGAAGAAAAAGAACAAUUAGAAAAAAAAAUUUCUAGUUUGAAAUCAGAAGCUAAAAUAGAAAAUAAAGAAAAGGAAAAAGAGAAGAAGAAAAAAGAAGAUAUAAAAAAAGAAAUAAAGCAUAUAGAAAAGAAAUUAGAUGAUUAUCAAAAAAAUGAUGAAAAAAAUAAUAAAAAUUUAAAAUCUUAUGAAGAUCUAAAGAAGAAAAUUGAUGUCUUAAAAGAAGAGUUAAAUGAGAAACAACGUACAUUUAAUUGUCUUUUAAGUGGAGGAAUUAAUAACAAUCAAUACACUGGUUCUUUUAGAGAACAGUUAAAAAAUUAUAAAACAGAUUUAAGCAAAACAGAAACUCAGAUAAACAAUUUAUUACAAAAUAGUAAACAUCUUGAAAAAGAAAUUAUAACUUUAAAAGAACAAAGAAAGAAAUUUGAAAAGGAGUUUAACGAAAUAAAUAAAGAAAAAGAAAUGGAAGAAAAAAAAAAAAUAUUAUGUGAAAAAGAAAUUAAUAAAUUAAAUGAGAAAUAUAAUAAUUUUGUAGAGUUAGAUAAAUUACAAGAGGAGAAAAAUAUACUAACAAAUGAAAUAGAAAAGAUAAAACAAGAAUUAAUAGUAUUGAAAAAUAUUGUCAAUAAUAUUAAAAUAGAAUAUAAGAUACCUAGUAAUAUGAAACCAACUGAUAUAUUAGGACAAAUAUAUGAAUUAAUUAAAAUUAAAAAGGAAUAUGGAAAUACUGCAUUAGCAGUUCAUUUGAUAUUAGGAGGAAAGUUAUCAUAUUUACUUGUAUUAAAUAAAGAAAAUAGUAAAAAAUUGUUUGAAUACAAUAACUUUUCUAAGAGUAGUAAAAGAGUCACAUUGUUGCCUUUAGAUGAUUGUAUAAUUUCUAGAGAUUUAAAUGAAAAAAAUAUUGAAGAAUGCAGAAAAUUCGUGGGAUUAGAUGAAAAAGACAAAAAAAAAGUUAUUUAUUUUUUAGAUAUAAUGGAAUAUGAUAAAAAAUUAGAAAAACUUAUUAAAUAUUUAUUUAAUGGUACUUUAAUAUGUUCAAAUGUUGAUUUAUGUAAAAAAAUUACGUAUAAUACAAAUAGAAAAUUAUCUUAUCCUACUAUUACUUUAGAGGGAGAUAAAUUCGAUACAUCGGGAAGUAUGUCAGGUGGGUCUAAUAAAAAUGUAAAUUUAUUUUUAUUAAAUUAUGAAAAAUAUGAAAAUAAAAAGAAAGAAUUUAAUGAAAAAGAAAAACAAUUAAAAAUUAUUAAUGAAAAAUUAAUCGUUUUAGAAAAAGAAGAAGAAAAAAGAAAAAAAUUUUCGAAAGAAUUACAAAUUUAUACAAACAAUUUAAGUAAUAUUGAAAAUAGAAUAGAAACGAGCAAAUAUGGAAAUAUGAAUCAAAAAAUAGAAGAGCAUAAAGAAGAAAUAGAAAAAGGAAGAAAAGAAUUAACUGAAUUAUAUGAAAAACAAAAAAAAUUAACCGAAGUUAUACGAAAAAUUGAAAAAGAUAUAUCAGAAUAUGAAACAAAUAAAGAUAAAAAAGAAGAUGAUUUAAAAAAAAGUAUAAAAAAGUUAAAAAAUAAAAUAAAAGAAUUAGAAUUAGAAGAACAUAAAAAAAAAGAAGAGGUAGAUGAUGUCUUUUUACAGAUAGAAAAUUAUAAAAAACAAAUGGAAAAGGAAAAUAAUGAUUUAAAUAGUGUUGAUGAAACUAUUAAGGAAAUAGAAAAAAAAAUAGAAGAAAUAGAAAAUAAUAUUAAUAUUACAAAGGAGGAUUUAAAAAAGGUAGAAGCAAAAAUAAUAGAACUUCAGGCAAGCUUUAGUUCAUAUGAAAGUGAAAUUAAACAUAUAAUAAAGACAAUCGAAGAUUUAGAAAAAAAAAAGAGUGAAGAUAUGUUAGAUUUAAAAAAAUUAGAAAAUAGCUUAAUUGAUUUACAAAGAGAAUUAAAGACAGCUAGUGACACAGUCAAAUAUUUAAAUAAAACUCAUGUAUGGAUAGAAUCAUAUGAACCAUUAUUUAAUAAAAAAUAUACUCCUUAUGAUUUUGAAAAUUUUAGGCAUGAUGUUAUAAAAAAAAAAAUACAAGCAUUACAAAAUGAACAAAAUAAAUUAUCUAUAAAUAUUAAUAGAAAAGCAAUACAAAUGUAUGAACAAGUGCAAGUAGAUUAUAAAGAUUUAAUAACUAAAAAAUCUCAAGUAGAAGAAGAUAAGAAAAAAAUACAGGAAGUUAUAGCUGAUCUUGACAUAAAAAAAAGUGAAAGUUUAUUAGCAAUGUAUCAACAAAUUAAUGAAUAUUUUCAAGCAAUUUUUUCUACUCUUCUUAAUAAUGCGCAAGCUAAAUUAUGUGUUAUAGAUGGAAACUUAUCCAAUGGAAUAGAAAUGAAAAUUGCAUUUAACAAUAAUUGGAAAGAAUCUCUAACUGAAUUAAGUGGGGGGCAAAGAAGCCUUUUAGCACUUUCUUUAAUUUUAGCAUUAUUGAAAGUUAGAACAGUUCCAAUGUAUAUUUUAGAUGAAAUUGAUGCAGCUUUAGAUUUAAAUCAUACUCAGAACAUUGGAGAUAUGAUAAGAACACAAUUUCCUCAUUCUCAAUUUAUUAUUGUUUCGUUAAAAGAAGGCAUGUUUUCACACGCUGAUGUUUUAUUUAAAAUGAGAUUUAUUGAUGGUAUUUCUACAGUUAAUAGACAUUCUCUAGAUAUUAGACAAAAUACAAAUAAAAAAGAAAGUAAUGAAGUUAAAAGAAGAAGAGUUACAAUUCAUGAAAAAGAGUCUGAUGAAGAUUAA